CUCUCCGACAGCACCGGCAAGGGUUCAGGGUCUCGGACCCCGUAGCUGCUGCAGCCGUUAGGGAGCGAUAGUAGCGCAAGCUGACCAUUCCGAGGCUCCCGAUGCUCCCGAGCGGGCCAAGAUAUAUUAGGGCUGCUCACCGCGAUGGUUAAACGAUUUGUCACAGACUACGUAAGCACGUCAAGCAACAGCUAUCAUCUCUCGGCAUAAUACAAAAACAACACUUCGCAUAUACACAUCCGAAGAGCAACAUGCCUACCUACGCAAUCCUUGGCGCCACCGGCAAAGUCGGUGGCCACGUCCUGCAGACUCUCCUCAAGCGGCCAGACGUGCACAUCAAGGCCUUUGUCCGGUCCCGGGCCAAGCUGCUGAAGCAGUUUCCACAGCUCAGUAGUGAUCCAGCAAUCAAGAACCGCUUCGACGUACACGAGGGCGACAUCUCCGCCAUUGACGUGCUAGCUUCCUGCCUGCGCGACACCGACGCUGUGUUCCUCUGCGUAGCAGCGUUUACCAGUAUUCCCGGGAACCGCAUCGCGCAGGACCAGGCCGAGAGCGUCGUUGCCGCCCUCGAGCAGGUCUGUGGCGGGAGGGACAAGCGUACCGUCAAGCUGCCGACACUGAUCAUGUUGUCCUCCUCCGAGACGGAGCAGGCAAUUAAUGACAUAGGCUGGCCGUUGUGCAGUAUUCUCUUCGCGAUAAAUUGGUACAUCUACACCGAUCUCAUGAAGGCGGAGGAGUACCUUCGCCAGCGUAGUGACUGGAUCGACGCGGUCUUUUUCAAGCCGGCCGGAAUCUCUCACGACGAGCCCGCAGGGCAUGUUUUAUCUACAGAGCGAUCUCAGACUUAUGUUAGCUUCUGGGAUGUAACGGCGGCGAUGGUGCAGCUUGCUGACGAGGGAGAGCGGUGGGUCGGCAAGAGCGUCACUGUGCAGAGUAAGAAGAAGGCGAAGUUUCCAAAGGAACACAUCCCACUCUUGUUCCAGGGCUUGGUCUUGUAUAUAUUCCCAUUUCUGCAUAAGUGGUUGUCUUAGCUCCCUCUAUUUAGAUAAUCACUGCAGUACUUCGAGCUUUCCGGUAGUAUUAGACGCUUGGGAUUUUGAUUCCGGUAUAGCUUCUAUAAAAGGAGAUGACUUAUUAUGUUCUUGAAAAUCUAGUUAGGCCAGCGCCGUUUAUUAUAUAACACUCAUCGUCACCGGACGCCCUUAGUUAGCCGUAGGCCAGUAACGACUCAACCAGCAGGUCGCAGGAUCUGGCCAAGGACAAGGGCGGAUUAUACACGCGGGGCAGGCACACCCAAGGUUCAUUACCGAAUCAAGAACCCUUAUGUCAGCAGGAAUGGAUAUGUUGGAUCGCAACAUAUCCAAACAUGUCCAAGGAACUGCGAUGAAGGACAAAGGUGC
This is a messenger RNA of Microdochium trichocladiopsis, 1400 nucleotides long. RefSeq lists its product as uncharacterized. The record is from RefSeq and is a predicted model, not a curated record. The transcript has a single exon. Bases 252 to 1031 code for a protein of 259 amino acids. Lineage: Eukaryota; Fungi; Ascomycota; Sordariomycetes; Xylariales; Microdochiaceae.